AUUGAUAUAUACAACCUGCGUUGCCAUACACAGCGCCUCUUUUGUAAAGAACGGCUAUUGAAACGGGAUACUCGCUUAAGGUUUUGAAUUCAUGGUUGUUUUAAUAUCAGUAAAACAAAAAUAGGGAUAAUUUAAACUUUAAACCACAUUCUUAUUGUUUUAAGUGAACAAAAAUUGUUUACGAUUAUUUUUGAUUUUCAAGACCCACUGCUAGUGAAAAUGAGGACAUAUACAUAACAGAAUUAAGGGAUCAUCAUUAUUUUUCAUGCUGAUGAACAUAUGGAUUUACUUGUAUACUAAAAGAAUUUAAGAACGGAAAACUUGUGUCGUAAUUUCGCAAGUUGAUAAACUUUUUUCUUUUAUGGAAUAAGAUCCUUCAUUAAAUAGGACUCUAAUUCCGUUUGUAACUACCAUGGGCUCAUUAGAUUGGAAUCACGUACAGAGAGACAUAGAAGAAAAAUUACGUCAGAAACCCGCGGAUGACGUCAAAAAGAAGAUCACUAUUCCAGAUCCGGUUCCGGCCGGAAAUCAUCUCGCGCAUUUCAUCCGGUCAAUUCAUUGGAAUUCCAAAGGAAUGCUUCCAUCGACAGCAGGAUCACAGCGCACAUAUGACAAAUACAACACUGUAACCCAUCUGUCUUUUCAAGGUCCUGACGGUUUCGUAAUUAAACCAGGAGAGGCGUCCGGGGGAUUCUUGAGGAAGAAGGAGACUGUCGAGGAUCUGAUGUUGUCCCCAAGGAACCAGAUUUUCAAUCGAUGGAAGGUUCCUGAACGAAUGUUGGAGUCUGCCCCACCCGGCAGCAAACCCUUUACGCCACAGGAGGUGGAAACAUCUGUUCAUGUUCCAUCAAUUCCACCGACGCCGGCGAAGGCCCAGGGUACACCAUUGCCGGCCACACCAAUGGCACCAAAACAAAAAUUGAGCCCGGCUAUAUCAAGGAUGUCACGGGAAAUGUCACUGCCUAAUAUUAAGAUAAAAACCACACCCGUCCCGAGAGUAGAAUCGAGAAACGGACUACAGUUAACAGGUUCAGUGGGAUGUAAAACACCAAAAUCAGCGGAGAGGCCAAUGAGACCCGAGCCAGUGGUUCCACAAAGGUCAAAGACUAUGUUCGUGGAAACACCACGGAAGAAGAGCAGUGCGGAGAAUGGUAUACGACUGAACUCUGCUCUUCUCCCGGAGGCCGUACCACAGGCAGAAGAGUGGAUGAAACACGCGGACAAAGCCGACAAGAAGGUUAUAGAGCGGAUAUUGAAAAUGGCCAGCAAGAAGCAUGAGCUGGAGAAAAGCUUAAAGAAAUCUCUGUUACCUGAUGCAAAAGAUAGCGUGGAAAAAUGGAUGAAAGACGCUAACGCAGAAGGCCAAGACAAAGAAAAAGAGCGACAGGUGGCUUUGAAUUUCUUCAACUCUCUAGCUGGUGGGCAGCUUAUGGGAAUGACUGUUGAAAGCCAGAGGAAACGUCUAAAAGAAGUACUUAACACACUUGAGGAAACAAAGCCUGGUGUUCCUUCUUAUGGCAGACUGAAGAAAAAUACAAGACGCCGAAAAGAGACGAUCAGUGACGGAAAACUCCGAUACGUUCGUCUACUUACUCCCGAUACACGAGAAAACCGUUGGAUGCAUACGACUUGGCAUCACCUACCCGAAUACAGAGAUGACAAUAUUGUUAACAACUGGAGCUCCCACUACAUCCGGCCACACGAGCCAACUCCCCGACAUUUUGUCAUACAUCCCGACUGGGGAUAACUAACUCAACUAACCAAUAGUUCUAAUGACUUUUUAUUGAUAUAUUUGUUAACAAUUUCUUAAUACUUUAUGUAAUAAUAGGCUUGUGCGAAUUCGUUAAAGAUGUAGAACUAUUGUUAAUUGUUUCAUAGUUUAAGUGUUACUAGUUUACUUGGCGUCAAAGAAAUCACUGUCGUCAAAGAUGUUGCAUAUGAAGAGUGUGUCGGUAAAAGAAAUGUUUCAGAGCUUGGGCAAUACCAUUUGAAUAAAAUGCUUUUAUAUUCUAUAAAAGAUAUAUCUAUCACCCUUAAAGUACGAGAGAUAAUGUUGCCUUCAGCUAGUUGACCUGUAAUGACAAUCGGCAAUUUCCGCACGAUUACGUACUCUUCAGACACGUGCAGCGUGUUGGAAUGCCGAAGAAGGAUACUGAGAUACGUUAUUUCAAAAUUGACGAGAGUCGUUACAGGCCCAUUACAUUAAUUAUAAACUAUUUUGGUUUAUCAUAAAUACCUUCUAGAAAUUUAUACUGCGGCAGCCAUGCUAUAACUCCUAAUGUUGUUUUGCAACAUAUGACUUGGACAAUGGUGACUUUGCGACAGGAACGUAUUAAUAAGAUUAUUGCAUAUCUUUAAACGAGAUCAAAGUAGAUGUAUUUAUAUGACUUUUUAUUUAUUUUUAUACAGUUUUACCUUUUUUAUUUAUCUUUAAAAUUGAUAUAUACCAGCUAUAAGCAGAGUGUUGCCUAAUGCUUUUCUAAACAGCUUUUGCUUAAAUGUUUCUAUUCAUGUUUUUUCUUGAUAAUAUAUAUUUGUCAUCUUUUGUGAUUAUUUUUUUUUCUUAUUAAAACAACAUGUUUAAGGACUGUCAUUUUUUGUAAGAUUCGGUUUAAGUUCUUUAUCAGUGAGAACACUGCCAGUGAAAUAUCAUUUAUUUCUUAUGUAAAACGUGUUUUGCUUUUCAGCCCUGCAGUUCAUACGUAAUGACGUCAUAAAUUUAUAUAUAGAAUAUAUGUGGUCUGAUGUAAAAAAAAAACUGCCAUACAUGCAGCGAAGGAAUAAUGUAGCAACACAAUCAUGAGACAUAUUUGUAAAAAAUCAGAUAUUCAGCGGUUCCAAUAAAGCCAUAUUCGCACGAGAGAUCUUACACACUGAGACACGUAAAUGUCGUGCCUGUUUCCUUUAUCUUUUGUUAAUUUUGUUUGCGUUUAAAUAAUGAAUUGUGGAACGGUAUUUCCAUCAGUUUUCGGCUUUCAAAGUGAUAUUCAAACACUAAGACCUUAACUGUGAUAUUAAUUUUAGUUGUUUGUGUAACUGAAGGUUUUCCCAACUACUCUCUCAUCUUUUUGUUUACAUGGAAGUAUAUUGUUCAUUCUCUUUUUUUCGUAAAUAUAUUAUUUUCAUUUUUCAGUCUUACUUCAUGCUAUUUGCUUAGAAAAAUGCUUUAGUUAUUCUAAACAUGUCUACGUUGUCAUGAGCUUUUUAUAAUAUACAUAUGAAUAAAAAUAAUUGUAUCGUUUUAUGUGCAUUUUGACAGUAUUUAUACUUGUUGUAGUAUUUAAAGAGUACACUGUGAUACUGUAUGUUAUGUUAUUUCAUGGUUUGAAAUCAAAGAAUAAACUUUUUAUCAAUAUA
Mercenaria mercenaria is the source of this 3357-nucleotide messenger RNA. RefSeq lists its product as uncharacterized. Bases 413 to 1747 code for a protein of 444 amino acids. The record is from RefSeq and is a predicted model, not a curated record. NCBI's taxonomy places the organism in Eukaryota, Metazoa, Mollusca, Bivalvia, Venerida, Veneridae. The transcript has 9 exons.